Molecule: messenger RNA, 5061 nt
Organism: Penicillium chermesinum
Lineage: Eukaryota; Fungi; Ascomycota; Eurotiomycetes; Eurotiales; Aspergillaceae
Exons: 5
Coding region: 1-5061 (1686 amino acids)
Biological process (GO): telomere maintenance
Cellular component (GO): nucleus
Source: RefSeq, a predicted model, not a curated record
AUGGUGGAGAUGCUGGGUCCUAUUCCUGCUCGUCCACCAACGCCCCCACGGCCUGUCGAGGUUCGAAGCGAGUCACCUUCUCCCCCUUGGCUGCACACCUCGAUCAAUCCGAAUGCGACCCCGUCGAAGGAUGGCAAGGCCAAGGACAGCCCAUUCAAAUCCAUCCUCAAAGAAUCCAAUUCCCCGAUUCCUGUAUGGUCACCGAACACCAACGACUUCACACCCGAUUCCCUUGCGAUGCUCCUCGAGUCUGUGAGCCAACAACUUGCCAGCGGCUCCGUUACCUCCCGACUGGACGCCUACAUGCAAUUUUUCGGGGCAUUACGAACGUACGAUGGCUUGCCAGCUGUAAAUGAUAUCAAGGGAAAAUUAAGUCUUAUCACGGAUUACAUUCAACGAGAUGUGGCUCAAGAAUUGGUGAAUGCCUCACCAUUGGAAACCAACCUCGUCACACAAGCAUUGAAGCUAUCAGCUGCUUUUGUUUGGCACACGGACAUCGCAUCAAACCUGUCCGACGACUUCAAGAUUUUUCUUCUCGAUCACGCUAUCGCUUCCCUAGAGCAGGCAAAGGCGCCAAAAUCCGUUUUGACGCACUACAUGUCGAUCCUUUCAACACAAAAUUUUGGCCCCCGUGUAUUAACAAAUGCUCGGAUCACAAAACUUCUCACUGUGUUAAAAGACUUGAGCAAUCGAGUUCCCGGGAAAGCUAUAAUUUCAAGCCGUCUUUCAAUCUACCAGCGCCUUCUUGCCCAGUCAGAAGCCCACUUCAUAUUGUCCUCGUCGCUGUGGGUAGAACAUCUUGUCACGGGCGUCCUGAACCACGUGAAAGAGACAAGAACCAGAGCGAUAUACUUAGGCUUCCAAGUCUCUGCCAUUGCGGGACCAAACCAGGCUAUUUCAAAGACAGUUCGCGAUAUGUUUGAUCGACCGCUAGACAAUGGGCAGAAAAUGGUUACCGAAAUUCGAGAGCGUUUGUCGCGCAUGGUGACUCAACCGGAUGCAGGGGUUCACGUGCCUCAAGCAUGGAGUGUCAUUGUUCUUCUAUUGAGAAGUAAAAAGUGGAAUUGGGACCAGUGGGAGCAUUUCAAAGAAUGGGUGCUGAUUCUUCAAAAAUGCUUCAAUUGUAGCGAACCUGCUAUCAAAUCCCAGGCAAUCCUUGGGUGGAACCGCUUUGUGUUCGCAAUUGGCCCUAAUGAGUCUACCAGUCCCAGCCUCCUGAGGAUGCUGGGCAAGCCCGUCAUCUCCCAAUUCGAACGGAAAAAGUCCGAUAAAUCCGCUACACCUACGCCGCUUGCAUUGGGCAGUUACCAUAACUUGCUCUAUUAUGCUUUUCGCCCAUCUGCGCCCCGUGAGUUUCUAAAUACUGCUUGGGAUGAAUUCAUCGCGAAUCCAUCGUUUUCCAUAUUCUCAUCACAGCCAGCCUUAAGUGAUAAUACAUCGCGUGUUUUGGCGAGCAUGUUGUGGAGCGCCCAAGCCAAACUUUGGUCAGCAAAUCGUAUUUACGAGGCAAAGAAGGUUGAACCAGAAGAACUACCUUCUUUUGACCCGCAAUGGGUGCGUUCAAGGAUCCCAAAUAUCUUGGCUGUAUAUGAAUCGUUGUUCAGAGCUUCAGUCUGGGAUGAUGAUGAAAUUCAUAAAUCGGGCAUUGCUCUUUCCUGGGUCAGUUUGUCGAAAGCUUUGUGCAUAGCUUCCAGUAAGGAAAUCACUCCGUCAACUGAGACUAUGCAAGUUGUUGCGAGUUUACUUGGCUUGCUGUGUCGGCUAUGGAUAAUUGGCCCGCUUUCCCUGAAUGCACCAUCUGAGGGUGCAAUCCCAUUCACUGAAAGGCUUCUGUUGAAAACUUCCCCAGGAACAUUCCAAACGUCAAAUACCCCGAUCCACCGCAAUUCCACCUCAGGUACGGACCUGAAUAGUCCGAUUCUGCAUCUUUUAGAGGCCGUUCGCACCACGAGUCUCAUCUCAGCUCCAACAUUGUCAUACACUCAACUUGUCGAGGGAAUCAUUGGAGCUUCCUCGAAGGGUAGAAGCUCCCGCGGAUCCCGCCUUGAGCUACUGCAGCAGUUUUCGAACUUGGGGAAAUCUCAAACCACAGUAUCAGUGCAUGGAACUCUUGAUGCUGUCCUGUGGAAGGCGAGUGCGCGAGCAGCAGCAGACGCAUUGCAGUCUAUUCCGAUCGAAUCAGCUCGUGAGCGAGAUGGUUCGGUAUCAAGUGAUUACGACAACGUUACAAAAAUCCUCCAAGCUGGCCUCGGGUUUCCAGAUGUUCACCAGGACUGGUCCCACCUUCUAGGUUCCUUCGGCCGAGUCGUGAGAACAGAAAAGGGCGACCAGGCAUUGCCUGGCUUGAUGAUCGAGCCUCUGAGCAAGGAGUUGAGCACACUCGACGUUCAAGAAACAUACAUGCCCUUGGCGUCUCUUCUUAGUCAUUCUCUUUCCAUUUCCUCUUGGCCUGAGACUGGGAGUACACAUGCUGCAUCUAGUUCCGAACAACACUCGUCACCAUCAAUUCCUGUGAACCUGCUUGAUGCCGUGGGGAGAACAUUGCACUCUUCCUAUGAUCAUUUCAGUGUCUCUGAAACACUUGGCCUUGCGGGGUUCAUCGAGUCCCUCACGUCCUUUCUGGGCUCUGGUUCAUUGCCAUUUCGCAUAACCGUUUUGGAGAUCCUCCAAACAUCACUCCGUCCCUGGGUGCAAGAUGAAAAACGCAAAUUCGAUGUACAGCUUGGGGUCGAUAGCCGUAUCUUGACCGCGUGCCGAGCCAUAACAUCUGCUGUGUUGAAUAUUCUGCAGACCGGGUGCUCUGAUAUUCCUUCAGCAAAAAGAUUCGAAACUGCCAUUUGUGCUGGUCUGGACUCACCUCAUGCUUCCCGAUGCAGCAAAUUCGUGGAUUUCUGGCAGUCUACAGCCCUAGAUGUCGACGAAUGUGGUCAAGAUUCAGCCCUUUGGCGGUCGCUACAAGCGGCGAAGAGCAGACUUGUGGCAGAUCAGACCGCGAUAAUCACGUCUUCCAUUGAUCAGCAGUAUCUUCAUAUCAACUCGUCGCCUCCUGUUGUCGAAUCGUCUGAGUCAAAAGAACCAACUUUGCCAGUUCAACCCCCACUCUCUGAGGAGUCCAUUGAGCAGGAAGAUUCGAAGUUCCAGAAUGUGCACAAUCGUCAGGAAGUCUUCAAACUCAUUGACGACAUUCGCUCUUCGUCUCCCGGAAAUACACCGGGAGGGCUAGGAUUCAACACUCCUGUUCAUCUGCGAAGAUUUCAGGGACUAUCUAUGCAUGAUGCCCCUCUAACUCCCACACUUGCAGCAGCUGAGAAUGAAGACGGCUUUAUUGGAUCAUCUCCCACACCCGCAACCCGCGACCCAACUCCUGCAUCACAUGUCGGGGCUUCGGCACUGGGAUCUCGUGACGUGAUAAUGAAUGAUGCCAGCGACAUUCCAUCCUCCCCACCUGAAAUUCAUUCCAACACUCCCAGUCCACGCAAGAAAUCCCGACGUUCGAAGGCAGCCCGAAAGAAGGAGAAAAAAGCCUUGGCCCGGAGAGCAGCACUUGAAAACGGCACAAGCAGCAACCCAAUUGCCAUUUCUGACUCGUUCGAUCGCCCUCAGGCUGAAACCCAAGAUGCGAGUGAUAGUAGCAUGUCUUAUCAAGUGGACGAAAGGCCUCCAAGUCGACGUACUCGAUUAGCCCUGAGCCAAAGCAUAGACAAUGUUCAAAACACCGACCACUCUGAGGCAGCUGGAACCCCCAUCAAGCCCACUGAGGCACUUCCUGCGUCCAGUUCCAAGUCCAAAUCCAGGUCAGCAUCACGAAAUAAGAAGCGGAAGGCAAAACGUCAAACCGAUGAGAACCACUACCCUGGCUCAUUGCCUGUGACACCGACUCAUGCUUCUGAAUUGGUGGAGUCUUCCAGCGAUGACCUGGAGGAGCAGAUUGCCUCGCAGCUUGUACAAGAUCUUGAAUUGGCAGUCGACCAAACCAGUCAUGGCCAGAGCCCGGACAUGACCUCCCAUGAACCCACCCAGCCCCAACCUUCGAAGAAAGCAUCCAGUGGAAAGAAGCGAAAGCGAGACGAGGAUUCCCAAUCAAGCUCGCACAAUUCUACACGCCGAUCAAAGCGACUCUCUACCGUGAAUGACGUCGACGCAAUUCUCGUUGACGACCCCGAGGCUACACAGUCCCAAGAGCCCGAUGUUGCGAUGGCGUCACAAGCUGAACCAGUCCCACGACCACCACCCUCGGCUACUCGCCGCUCGACUCGUGGUUCACAGCGAAAGGAGGAAGCGGCCGCGGCUGAAGAGCCUAUCCCUAUAAUAUCUUCUACUGACAAGACCGCUCCUGAACCUCUUCCACCACCGGAGAAUUCAGUCACAAACGACAAGUCAAAAGACCAAGAACUCUCUCAGCGACCGACCAAGCGAUCGCGUAAAUCUCUUCGCGGUCCAGAGCAAUCUUUUCCUGUUUCCACUGCAGAUCGGCCUACCACUGCUUCAACAACCCAUACUACCCGCAAUCGUAAGAGCCGCUCAACACGCCCACCGCCAAGUCAGCAAGUUCCUUCUCAGGAAGAAUCUAUUCAAGUAGAACCGCCGACAGAACUGCCAGCAGUGGAUGCCGAGAGCAUCUCUGCACUGAUGGUUGAAGAGCGUGUCCCUGAAAGCUUUCUCACGUCUGAGGCUAUGCCAGAUACUACCAUGGAUCCUCUCAUUUCUACGGAAGAGGCCACAAACUGUCAGGUCACCGGGGUGGAUCUAGCGACUGACACUGUGUCAGCCCCUUCGGAGGUCCCUAUGGAGAUGGAUGUGGAGCAUGUACUCGAAACAACAACCCAAUCCCACCCCCUCGAGCAACCAGUCGACGAGCUCGCCGCUGGCACUCAAUCUGAGCCCAGCCCCAGCCGCGAAGAAAUGUCUAGCGAGGCUGGUAUUACAUCCUCAUUGAAGCAUCUCCUCGAAAACAUGAAAUCAGCCAACUUGAGUCCUGCUGGUCUUCGUGAGAUUGACGAUCUUCUUUUCAAUAUUCGCGUUGAGGCGCACGACGCAUCACGACGCUACAAUUCCGCAUAG